Molecule: messenger RNA, 3150 nt
Organism: Archocentrus centrarchus (flier cichlid)
Lineage: Eukaryota; Metazoa; Chordata; Actinopteri; Cichliformes; Cichlidae
Gene: tmprss15
Product: transmembrane serine protease 15
Exons: 27
Coding region: 1-3150 (1049 amino acids)
Biological process (GO): proteolysis
Cellular component (GO): membrane
Molecular function (GO): protein binding; serine-type endopeptidase activity
Source: RefSeq, a predicted model, not a curated record
AUGAAGAGGCACCUGUCGGCUCUGGAGAUCCUCCUCAUUGUUGCUUCUUCGCUUCUCCUCAUCUGUUGCAUUGGCCUGAUUGUACUUACAUGGCUCAGCCUGAAGCCUGAAGGCACCGCUGAGCCCGUGCGGCUGACAGGUCGGAUGGUAAUCACUGAGGGAGCCGUGUUCUCCGAAGAGCUGAAGAACUCCAGCACCCCGCAGUUCAAAUCUCUGGCCUUCGAUGUGCAGCAUCUGGUGUCGGAGGCAUUCAGUGCCGGUGAGUUCCGGCUGCUCUACAAGUCGUGUCAGGUUGAGUCCUUCAGUCAGGGCAGCGUGGCCCUGACCUUCUCUCUCUGGUUCAAUGAGCUGAUUGAUGAGAAGGAGGCAGAGCACCAACUGGGGGCGGGGCUUCAGGACAUCAAGGGUGGAACUUUGGUGAUCGACACAAACAGCAUCAGUAUCACAGAGUACACGAAUCCUGAGACAGCAACAUCUGCACCUGCAACAGCAUCUGCACCUGCAACAACUGCAGCAACAUCUGGAACAACAGCCUCUGCAGGGACUAGCAUCACCCCUACAAGAGCCGUGUGUCCUCCUUAUCAAACUUCCUGUGCUGAUCAUAUGACAUGUAUCCUGGUCAGUCAGCUGUGCGAUGGACUGGACGACUGUCCUGACGCCUCGGAUGAAGCUGCCGCUCGCUGUGCAACAGCAUGUGAUGGACAGUUUGUGCUGAGAGGCCUGAAAGGUUCAUUCAGUUCAUCGAAGUCAGACAAGUACAACAGCAGCUUCUGUCGCUGGAUCAUCAGGGUCGAUGAUGGCCUUUCGGUUCAGGUCACCUUCCCUCAGUUUGAAACUGAAGAAAACACAGACACUCUGAGGCUUUAUGAAGGAGUGGGACCAAACAAAGUGCUCACAGCUCAGUUCUCAGGCUCCACCCCUCCUGGAAUUGUCUGGCUGCUGACCGACCAAUCGACUGUGGAGUUCACCUCUGAUGAUUUCAACAGUCUGUCAGGGUUCACAGCCAUAUACAGCACUGCCGACAUCUCCACACUGUCCAAUGAGGAGAAGCUCACCUGCAACUUCGAGCAAGGCAUGUGUUUCUGGAGGCAGCAGCGGGACGAUGAUGGUGACUGGUUUAGAAUCAGAGGCCCCUCUUUUCCUUCUUUAACCGGCCCCAGUGUCGACCACACAUUGGGUAACAGCUCAGGGUUCUACAUUGUCACUUCUAUGAGUCCUGGCCAAUGGGAGAAGAGCUUCAGGAUCUACAGCCUCCCUCUGACUCCAUCCACACAGUCCAUGUGUCUGAGUUUCUGGUACCACAUGUUUGGACUGGAUGUCCACCAGCUCAGAGUCCUGCUCCUGACGGGUCCUGAUGACGUUACCGUGGUGUUCCAGAAAGAUGGUAACUAUGGCGACACCUGGAACUACGGCCAGGUGACCCUUAAUCUGACAUUAGAGGCUACGGUAGUGUUUGAAGCUCUGAAGAAAGCAGGAAUGUUGAAUGACAUUGCACUAGAUGACAUCACACUGACCUCUGAUGCCUGUGGACCCACCGCCCCUGAACCCACCAAUGUACCACCUCCAACGACCACACCCCCUAUACCAGCUGACUGCGGAGGGCCCUUUGACCUCUGGGAGCCAAACUCCACAUUCAGCUCACCAAAUUAUCCACAGUCCUAUGGGAAUAAUGCAGAAUGUCUGUGGACUCUGCAUGCUGUAGAAGGUCACAAUAUUCAGCUCCACUUCCUGGACUUUGACACUGAAGCAGCCAGUGACAUGGUGGAGGUGCGGGAUGGGGCAGGGCCUAACUCCACCUUACUGGCGGUCCUCACAGGAAAUGGCCCCACCCAUGACUUGUUCUCAACAGCCAAUCAGAUGACAGUGUGGUUCUAUACAGACAGUUCAGUUUAUGGGCGAGGAUUCAGAGCCAACUUCACCUCUGGGGUCAACCUUGGAUCACCAGCUCCGUGUGCUGAAGGUCAGUUCCAGUGUCAGAUAGGAAGUUGUAUCCAUGGUAACAGUCAAUGUGACGGUGUGGUCGACUGUCCCGACGGCUCUGAUGAAGCCAAAUGUGUUGUGUGGAAGGGAAAUGGUUCCAGUCAGCUCCAGGUUCAGAUCGUCUCCUCUCUAUUCACUGUGUGCGGUGACACCUCGAACCUGUCUCACCUGUCUAACUUCAUCUGUCAGUAUCUCGGAUACAGGUCUGGGGAGGCCUCAGUGCUGCCGGCUCGGCCACAAGACUCACCAUUUGCACUUAUCACAGUCACCAGUGAUGGGACAUUGGAAACCAAAAUCAGUGAAACCUGCCGCAGUGAAGAAGUGAUGUCACUGACAUGUGAUAACCAGCCGUGUGGAGUCCGUCAGGUCACAAAUGUCUCGAGGGAGGUGAACCAAUCAGAAGACAGGACACCUGGAGAUGAAGGCGCUGUCUACGUGGUGGGCGGGGUUAAUGCAAUGGAGGGGGCAUGGCCAUGGAUCGUGUCACUUCAUUGGAGGGGGCGUCAUGUCUGCGGAGCUUCAGUGAUUGGCAGGGAUUGGCUGCUGACUGCUGCUCACUGCGUCUACGGGAAGAACGUCCACCUGGAGUCGUGGUCAGUGCUUCUCGGUCUUCAUGCUCAGAGCGACCAAAAUUCAGAGGGUGUUCAAACCCGACGAGUCGAUCACGUUGUCUUCAACAAACAGUACAACAGACAGACCAAACAGGCUGACAUCGCCAUGAUGCAUCUUCAGCAGCCAAUCAACUUCACCCAGUGGGUUCAGCCAGUGUGUUUACCACCUGAAGGUCAGAGUUUCACAGCAGGAAGAAAAUGUUUCAUUGCUGGCUGGGGACGAGACACUGAAGGUUAUCUCCCAAAUGUUCUGCAGGAGGCUGAGAUUCCUCUGGUGGAUCAGGAUCUGUGUCAGCAUCAGUUACCUGAGUACACCAUUACCUCCAGCAUGCUGUGCGCUGGGUACCCUGAGGGAGGGGUUGACUCCUGUCAGGGUGAUUCCGGCGGCCCUCUGAUGUGUCUGGAUGAUGGGAGCUGGACGCUGAUUGGCGUGACCUCGUUUGGGGUGGGCUGUGGACUUCCUCAGAAACCCGGCGUCUAUGUUCGAGUCUCAGCCUUCGACUCCUGGAUCGCUCAGACCCGGCGCUCCUCCUCUUCAGACUUCAAAGAGCCACUGUGA